This is a messenger RNA of Oncorhynchus nerka (sockeye salmon), 2598 nucleotides long. It is a transcript of the gene dlx2a, whose product is annotated as distal-less homeobox 2a. Gene Ontology annotation, molecular function: RNA polymerase II cis-regulatory region sequence-specific DNA binding; DNA-binding transcription factor activity, RNA polymerase II-specific. Gene Ontology annotation, biological process: embryo development; negative regulation of transcription by RNA polymerase II; cell differentiation. The coding region runs from base 182 to 1009 and encodes 275 amino acids. Lineage: Eukaryota; Metazoa; Chordata; Actinopteri; Salmoniformes; Salmonidae. The transcript has 3 exons. The record is from RefSeq and is a predicted model, not a curated record.
AACAGACAAUCACAGACCACUGUGAUAGGGACACACCUUCGUCGUUUUUUGGUAAAGUUCAUGGGGAUGCCAUUUUAAACUCAAAACGAAUUUAAUCCACGAGAUAUAAGCAUUCAUUGCAAAUUGACUUUUUCAAUUGCAUUGCUUCAAGCACAUUUAGCUGUGCAACUUUACCCACAAGAUGACUGGAGUUUUUGACAGUCUCAGUACAGACAUGCAUUCGAACCAGAUUACCUCGAACAGUUACCACAGCUUGCAUAAAUCGCAGGAGUCCCCAACUCUACCAGUAUCGACUGCAACGGACAGCAGCUUUUACAAUAGCCAACAGCCUGGAUACUGCGCAGGGUCUCCAUAUGGCCAACUCGGAACUUACCAGUACCACAACAGUGGUAUGAGCAACGUUCAAUACAAUACUAAAUCAUACGACCUUGGUUUCAACUCUUAUGGCACCUACGGUUCCUACGGUUCCAGUUCUUCACCGACUCCAACGGAUGCAGAGAAAGAAGAAAGUGAACCUGAAAUCCGAAUGGUUAACGGGAAACCAAAGAAGGUCAGGAAACCUCGAACUAUUUAUUCAAGCUUCCAACUGGCCGCCCUUCAACGGCGAUUCCAAAAAACACAGUACUUGGCUUUACCGGAGCGAGCCGAGCUGGCAGCCUCAAUGGGCCUUACACAAACCCAGGUGAAAAUUUGGUUCCAGAACCGACGCUCCAAGUUCAAGAAGUUGUGGAAAAAUGGAGAAAUCCCCCAUGAGCAACAUGUGACCUCCAGCGAGUCUCCCCCCUGUAACUCUCCACCCGCCACUGCCUGGGACUUUCCACAGAAUCAAAGAAUGAACAAUGUAAACUCUAGUUUAUCUCAGAGCAGCAGCCCUCCAAAUACGACUGAGCCUUCUUUCUUGGCAAACUAUUCUUGGUACUCAUCAACGAACUCUGCAACGCAUCUUCAGGCUGGCCCGCUUGUCCAGCACCACCACAACUCCGCCUUGAGCGCUGGGACAAUAUUUUAAUACAACUGACUCUUACUCGGAGAAUACUGGUGAAACAGACAAAAUGUCAUUAUACAUUUUUACAGACCUCACCAAGCGAACUUUACGCGCAACUUUGGCCUAUAGCUGCUAGGGUAAUUCAGAAUGACACCGUGCUCGCACCGGUAAAAUGGCAGACUACAUAUUUUUACAGUUAUUUUUGUAUUUAUUUAUUGUGUUUAUUUUAAUGGAUGAGAUUUAUGAACCACUAAUAGCCAAAACAACCACGUAGUAAGAUGCUUUUACGAACAUGUGUUACUUUUGAAUCAGCGCGAGUCCAAAGUUGAUUGCAGGACGUGAACAACUGACACAUAUGUAGCACAGUUUUCAACUGCGUCGUGCAUUUUGAAAAUGUCCUAAUUUUGUUGUACGAGAUCCAUGUAUUAGCCUACAUGUACACAUAUUUCUAUGUGGCCUAUUCUUUACGGUUGGUUUCCUUUUGUAGGUCAGAAUUCGGCUUUGAGAAAUAUUUCACAACAUUAUUUUGACUGCCAUCCUGGCAUCAUUUUUAUUUUAUUUUAAUAUUGGGGACCAAUACUGUACCUAUUCUUUACGGUUGUUUUAUCCUUCAUAAACUACUGAUUGUCCCCUAUUCCAAUUAACUUGUAUAACAUUUCUAUGGUGUAUUGUCUUUAAUUUAUUGUAUGGUUAGCAGUGUUUUCUUUAUAUGAUCAGACGUUAUUUAAAUAAAAUUAUGUUUUCUGUUCACAAUGGGUUUUUCUCCAUUUUAAGAACUUUAAGAAAUUGGCAUACGGAGAAAGAAGUGGAUUUAGUUUUUGAUUCAAGCUUAGCCCGAUUCUUAAUAGCCUGUCAAUAAACUAUAUUGCGCGUUCUUAUUUAGCCUAUAGAGAGAAGAAACCUAUACUCCACUUCCAUUCAGUACUACGGCGCCAGAAGAGUUCUGGUUCCGUCAAAAGACAUGUUUCUAACCCUUGUAAAUCUUUCAACGUAGCUCACAAAAUGUGAUUAACGCCACAGGUAGGCUAUGGGCUCGACAAGCUUUUGGAAGAUGCACCUAAAAAUAGCAUUAUUUGGGAAUGCAUUUGUAUUCAUUAUUGGUUGCAAAUUGUUUCCUCUUCUUAACUCAUGUUUUAUAGACACGUUAAAUCUAGCUGGGUAUAUGGUUCGGGGAACCUGAUACAGACAAGAUGAUUAACAGAGCCGAGACACAGUGCCCAGGGCGCCGAGAACGCUGGAGUAUUCAAAGGCACGCAACACGCCUUGGCAUGCGAAAGGGAAGAUGAGGGCGUAUGACUGAGCUCAACCCCUCAGACUCUUUGGAGUCAGAGUGCCGCUCUCCAGACAUUUUAUGAACACAGCCCAACCAAAAAACUAGACCCAAGACCGCCUGAAGCUGAGCAACAUGGAAACAUUUCUCACAUCUUGUUCACUCACACAACACAAAGCCCUUCUUCUCAUCGGUUCUCAUGAGCGAAUCGACCUACAGUCGAUUUGUCCAUCGUAGACAAGGCAACAUUAUAAAUAGUCAAUACAUUUUUUUUGUAUAUAUAAUUAGCCAUAUGCUUAUGAGAUGUUAUUGUUUGCAAAAUGGUAUCUACUUUAUAUCCUAG